Messenger RNA from Haliotis rubra (blacklip abalone), 3119 nucleotides. Its product is annotated as glutamate receptor ionotropic, kainate 3-like. Gene Ontology annotation, molecular function: glutamate-gated receptor activity. Lineage: Eukaryota; Metazoa; Mollusca; Gastropoda; Lepetellida; Haliotidae. The coding region runs from base 667 to 3108 and encodes 813 amino acids. The transcript has 13 exons. Gene Ontology annotation, cellular component: membrane. The record is from RefSeq and is a predicted model, not a curated record.
CAUCUGAAGUAGAUCCAAGUGUCAACAGCGCCUUUGCCAUUAGGCUGCGUGAUCUACACAGCUUGACUGACCUGUUUGACGACCUGAACACACGGGGCACGGUACUAAUGUCAAAGCUAGCAUAAUUCACUUCUUUGUCUAAACUUGAAUACCCCAUUUGGCACGUAAUCACGUCAUGCCUUAUACGUGUGAAGUACAUAGGAUAUGGACACGAUGCCAUAAUGGUCGCUGCACCUGCCAACAGAGAAUGUCAAGGGAUCAAGAAUAUCAACCUGAAAAUAUCACGCAGACGCUUAUCCGAUUGAGAUUGCAAAGUGUGAUCAGCCAUGCGAUUGGUUUCUGUGCAAUACACCAAGCGUUUUUUCCCGUUGUCUCAUUUAAGUUUAAUAGCUUAUCUAUUGACAGGCAACCACGUCGACUUUGAUGUUCGCCAGUUGGGUGCAUGGUCGGGAACUGAAUAUCAAUAAGGUGUCAAUCUGUAGCUGAGAUGUACUCUGCAUCAUUCGCUACAGCCAACAGACACAAAUGGAUCGUACUGAGACUUUCGUAACAAGACCUGUUUUACGUAUGUCCGUGCUUUGACGCAUUACCACUGCCAGAGGUUACAGGCCUAAUUCCUGUUUUAUCAGAUUUUGACCAGACAAACAGCGUUGGACAGAUGCAUGUAUGAUGUCUGUGACUUGUAACUUCAGUGUGGCAAUUUUCAUGAUGUACACUUCUUCGCACGUUUGGAUGCUGUCUAUGGAUAUUUUGCUGAACGUCAAAGAGUAUGACAAGUGUUCACCACCUGUGGUCUGCCACAAAAACGUUUCAGUCAACAAUAAACAGUUAAAUGUGACAAUUUGGCUGGUUUCUGUUGAUGAGGAAUUUCAUGUGUUGAAAACAGUGAGAUCGGUAUAUGGGGAUGUCAUGAUCAUGGCAUCACUCUCUCCCUGUCAGCGUCAUUUCAGUCCUUCCUCCUACAUCACCGUCUGCCCCUUGGUCUGUUCCACGUUCUUAUCCAGCCAGUCAAUAUAUAUUCAGUCAGUGCUCAACGCCACAAAUACAGAGCAAACCAACUUUAAUGCCCUCGUCAGGCAUGAUUCCAUGGAAGAUGCCAUGACAGGCAUUACCGCAAUACUCUGGCAUGUGAAGUGGAAGACAGUCGUUGUUAUAACUUCAGAGUAUGGAGUUUUGACUGCACUGUCUGGAGGUAGACUAGCUUCCAUCAAGUUACAGCUGUAUGUGAUAGAUGAUCCCAACAAUCCACUUGCAAAUAUUGAUCUAGCCAGUAUCUACCAGCUGCUUCUGGAGGAGGACCUCAACCUUCUUGUGAUGUGUCCACCCGACUGUAUACAGAAACUCCUCUACCAGGGUCGAUUGUUGGAGUCGAACAUGUCAGUGGCGAAGGCAAUUCGAGGCCCUCAAUGGCUGAUCGUUCCUUCUACCGGAAGUGUCAUGGACCUUGCACACAGCGUCGAGCCAUUCCAAACUGAAAAUAUUGUUUUCUUGGAGUUCAUGCCGUGUUCGAGGUCUUAUUCCCCAUUGAACCUUGACGUCAUCACGCAGCAUUCCACAAGCUCAGAACAAACUAAUAUGACAUACCAGGCGGCUGAAAUAACAGAAUCAUUACAGAAGAGUGCAACCGACGGCGAAUACUCCGUUCAAGCUAAACUAAAAGUUCUUGGCAGAGGCCAUUCUGGGACAAAUGUUGAAACUGUUGGCUACAUUGGCAGAGAUGACUCUGUGGAGGUCAAGCAUCCGCUCUAUCAUGCCAACAAUGAUGUAUUUCACAACAGAACAUUAAUUGUCGGGACUCUGGAGUGGCCGCCAUUUGUGAUCAGGAGAGUGGAGAACGGUUCUGUGAAGUUUGACGGUCUUUGCAUUCAGCUGUUGCAGGAACUGGCGAAACAACUCAAUUUCAGCUAUGUCCUGGUUGAGCCAGAGGACAAGGAGUGGAGUCGGAUCCUGAAUGGCAGUUGGACGGGGCUGGUGAAGUUACUAACUGAUGGGGACGUUGAUAUGAUUGUGGCACCGAUGGCUGUGACCGAAAGCAGAAACACAGUUAUUGAUUUCACAGUGCCAUACUUUUACGUCCACUCAGCACUUAUCUUCAAGAAACAAGAUCCCAACACCAACAAAUGGUUGACCCUACUCUCCCUGUUCCGUUACGAGGUUCUUGUUUGUAUCUUCGUAUCCUUCAUCUUCUCCACUGUCAUCCUCUUCGUUAUAGAAGAAGUCACGCCAGUCCAUUCGUGGACGGACGAAAGACCUUCGGAUAUGCGGACCCGAUAUGGAGACAUAUUUUGGUAUCAUUUCGGAGCUCUUAUGGCGAACGGAGGAGCAUACCUUCCAAAAACAGAGUCCGGACGCACAGUGCUCAGCUGUUGGUGGCUGUUCACGGUAAUAAUGGCGGCCACCUACAGUGGUAACCUCAUAGCGUUCCUCACCGACGGACGAGAAAAACCUCCCUUCUCUAGCCUGGCUGAGAUGGUGCAGCAGGACACGUACAAAUGGGGAUUUGUGGGAGGGACAGCACUGGUCACUCUCUUUCAGGAAUCCAACAUCUCCGUCUAUCACAAGGUAUGGCAUGGUGUGGAGGAGAUAAUGGCAAACGAACCUGAUUGGUUGAGUCUGGAUGAAGACGAGCACAUGCGACGAGCGGUCGAAAGCCAGUACGUCUACAUGGCAGAAGAGUCCGCUUUGGAGAUGUGGGACGACCCACGUCGGUGUGAUUUACAGAUGUUACAUGACAACUUCCAAUUCAGCAAAUAUGCAGUUGGUCUGCCAAAACACAGUAUAUACACACAAGUCUUCUCCGAACAAAUACUGAGAAUAUACGAAAGCGGCAUCCUGAGUCUGUGGUGGGAUCGAUGGAAACCCAAACAUCGGUGUCCAUCUCCAAGCAGAAAAGCAAAGAGAGUCGACCUGUUAACCUUGCAGAGCGCCUUUUAUGGUGCAGGGGUGGGUGUGGCCAUAUCACUCCUAAUCCUUGUUUGUGAAAUAAUUCAUAAACGGAGAUGUAACCAAAAACAGCAAAGAAAGUCUGAGUGUGUGGAAGAACACUCCAUGAAAUCUGAUACUUCAUCGCAGGAACUAUCUCAUCCAGACAUACCUUCCAGCACCUGACCCAAGACAGU